AUGGCGCAGCAGAAAGUGCACAUCGAAAAGGCACAGAACUUCAUGCGCCAGUACCGGGAUCCGGAAUCGAGGGAACUGAAGAAACUGUCGGCUAAUCAGUUCAUGGACGUUUGGAGUCACUAUGAUCGAGACGGAAAUGGAUACAUUGAAGGCACAGAGCUGGAUGGCUUCCUCAAAGAAUUUGUCUCCAGUGCGAAUGCGUCCGAUCUUGGGCCAGAGUCACUGACGGACGAGAUGCUGGUAGAGCUAAAGGCGUGCUUUAUGGAGGCGUACGACGAUAAUCAGGACGGAAAAAUUGACAUCCGAGAGCUCGCCCAGCUGCUGCCGAUGGAGGAAAACUUUCUGCUGCUGUUCCGAUUUGAUAACCCGUUGGAGUCGAGUGUCGAAUUUAUGAAGAUCUGGCGGGAAUACGAUUCGGACAACAGCGGCUACAUCGAAGCUGAUGAGCUGAAGAAUUUCCUCCGUGACCUGCUGAAGGAAGCCAAGAAAAUUAACGACGUGUCGGAAGAUAAAUUAAUCGAAUACACGGACACAAUGCUGCGAGUUUUCGAUGCCAACAAAGACGGUCGAUUGCAGUUGUCGGAAAUGGCCAAGUUACUACCCGUGAAGGAGAAUUUCCUCUGCCGACAAGUGUUCAAGGAAGGCAGAAUAGACGAAGAAGGUGCUGCCAAACUGACGAAGGAGGAUAUCGAAAAAGUGUUCUCCCUCUACGAUAGGGAUAAUAACGGUGCAAUCGAAAACGAAGAGUUACGUGGUUUCCUUAAGGAUUUACUAGAGUUAGUUAAGAAGGAUUACGACGCCCAGGACUUAAAUGAGUUCGAGGAAACAAUCCUACGGGGCGUUGGUUACGAUAAGGACGGCAAAAUUUCGCGCAAAGAACUGACGAUGAUCCUGCUGGCACUGGCCAAGCAGCCCCCGGAGGAUGAGCAGUAA
Sabethes cyaneus is the source of this 933-nucleotide messenger RNA. It is a transcript of the gene Cbp53E, whose product is annotated as calbindin-32. Bases 1 to 933 code for a protein of 310 amino acids. The transcript has 12 exons. Gene Ontology annotation, cellular component: terminal bouton; dendrite; synapse. The record is from RefSeq and is a predicted model, not a curated record. Gene Ontology annotation, molecular function: calcium ion binding. Lineage: Eukaryota; Metazoa; Arthropoda; Insecta; Diptera; Culicidae. Gene Ontology annotation, biological process: regulation of presynaptic cytosolic calcium ion concentration; regulation of long-term synaptic potentiation.